AUGACGACGCGACGAACAACGGUGACUGAAAGAUGGGAGUUACAGUUCAUGUCUCUUCGAGUUUUUACAAUUUCAAGAUUUCUCUUCUUCUUGGUUGGACUCUCCCUUAUUUUGUCGCUUCCUAAUUGGUUGCCACUCUUCUAUAUAUCUCGUUACCGGUCCCUUUUAUCUGACUCUCCUGCCAUAGUGUUUUCUUCGAUGUCCCUUUUCCAUUUGGUUGAACUCUUUCUCUCCAUGCCUCUCGUCCCUCAUUCAUUUGGUGAUGAUUUAUUGAAGAUUUUAUUUCCAAGUCGUUGCUUUUUGUCUUUUUUUAUCCUUACCACUUGGUCUGAUAUCUUAUCUCCCGCUUAUUGCACCCUCCCACGGACUUGGUCUAUUCUCCAUUCCUUUCAACAAAAAUCAGUAGCUGUGGUUUCGCCUAUACUACUUGAUACAUCAACACUGGUGAAUCCUGUAAUUAAGAUCCUUCCUUUUAUUGUAUCACGAUUGAUACGUUCGCUUGCCUUCUUCACUGAAAUGACUAUGUUAUGUGGCCAAAUUGAAGUGUGGGAUAUCUAA
This is a messenger RNA of Halteromyces radiatus, 558 nucleotides long. RefSeq lists its product as uncharacterized. The record is from RefSeq and is a predicted model, not a curated record. Lineage: Eukaryota; Fungi; Mucoromycota; Mucoromycetes; Mucorales; Cunninghamellaceae. Bases 1 to 558 code for a protein of 185 amino acids. The transcript is spliced from 6 exons.